UUUUUCAAGUUUCAAAUCCAAAAAUCAUGAGUUAAAUAAUUUAAAAUAAAAAUGCCCCCAUGCAGGAUCGAACUCAGACCUUCAGUUUACAAGACUGACGCUCUACCACUGAGCUAUAGGGGCCUUUCUAUUAGUUUUGCCAAAAAAAAUUUAUUUUUAAAUAAACAAAACAAAAAAAUACAAAAAAAAUCGCAAAUAAAUAGAGAGAUAAAAACAAAAAGCGCCAUUUCCAGUUAACUUGGAUUCCAUUAAAACACCUGAAUUUUCUCUCUAAAAAUGGAGGAUAAUUUUGAUCCUGACCUAGUUCACGCCAUUUUCAAGCUCGUCUGGCGCAAAAAAGCACUUGAGAGAGAAAGGAAUGAAGGCAUUGAUAAUCUGGACAAUGAGGUAACAGCUGGAGCUAAAAAGAUUCGGCCAACAUCUGCUAAUGCAACUGCUGUGAAACUGAGUUGUGAACUUCUCCGGAUCUUCAUCACAGAGGCCAUUCAAAGGGCUGCCACCAUUGCUGAAGCAGAAGGUCUUAGUCAGAUUGAAGGAACUCAUUUAGAACGAAUUCUCCCUCAAUUACUGCUGGACUUUUGAGGCACUGCAAGGACUGUGAUGUUUGUGUUUAGUCAAAACAAUGUGUGAUUUUGGAGUAAGUGAAAUCAAACGUUAGAAUAUUCAAACUUAGAAUCUUCAAUACAUGUUAUAAUCAUCAAUAGUGUGAAUAAAGAGGAUUAUAUUUGAAACUACUGCACCUUGAUAUGAGUAUCUUUGCAUGAC
Messenger RNA from Chenopodium quinoa (quinoa), 765 nucleotides. RefSeq names its product protein MHF2 homolog. NCBI's taxonomy places the organism in Eukaryota, Viridiplantae, Streptophyta, Magnoliopsida, Caryophyllales, Amaranthaceae. Gene Ontology annotation, biological process: kinetochore assembly; resolution of meiotic recombination intermediates; replication fork processing. The record is from RefSeq and is a predicted model, not a curated record. The coding region runs from base 277 to 582 and encodes 101 amino acids. The transcript is spliced from 6 exons. Gene Ontology annotation, cellular component: FANCM-MHF complex; Fanconi anaemia nuclear complex.